Molecule: messenger RNA, 1216 nt
Organism: Aureobasidium subglaciale EXF-2481
Lineage: Eukaryota; Fungi; Ascomycota; Dothideomycetes; Dothideales; Saccotheciaceae
Exons: 2
Coding region: 96-1079 (327 amino acids)
Biological process (GO): regulation of DNA-templated transcription
Molecular function (GO): DNA-binding transcription factor activity, RNA polymerase II-specific; zinc ion binding
Source: RefSeq, a predicted model, not a curated record
CUUAAAUCAGAUCUUAUACAGCCAACCAAUACCAGAAGCUCUUCGCUCUUCGACAUCAACAUCAACAUCACUAUCGCCUCCAACCUCCAACGACAAUGGCUCAGUGUCUGAGCGUCUCUAAUGAGCCUCGAAGCUUCGUCUCGAACAUUAUCUGUGCCAUGGAUCCACGACGCACCUUUGCCCAGGGUCAAUUUGUCUGCUACAUUGAUCCCACCCACAACGCCACAUGGGUGAAAUUUUAUCCUGCAAUCGGUCGUUUAGAUGCGCAAGCUAUAAAGAUGUGGGUUUUCGACUGCAUAUUAUACGCCUUCAACGCGCGUAACGGUGGGUACCCCCUCUCGCAACUUCGCCUUCUCGAUUGCGAGAUACGUGGAAGCUCCUUCUCAUUUCUCGUCAAUCCUGAGCUCUGGCAAGUUCGUCUGAAGAAUGUCCACAUCUUUGAAGGUGAGAUCUCGGAUCCCUUCGGCACCUCUUUCACGCCUAAGGCUCCGGCAUUCUGGGAGAUUGUCUUGCCUGUCUUGCUCCUUGCUGGACUUCGUGAUUGCCACCUUCGAGGUCUCAAGGAUGACUCCACUGCUCAGAGACCCGACCACUGGGGCGAGGUUGUCUACACCUCCAACGACGCUCAAGAGAUCCCUCGCGUUCUGUUUGCCCUCGCCAACGGUCUGCGCCCGAUCGCGGCUCCUGCUCCUGCUCCUGCUCCUGGCCUUGCAAGUGGUGGUCCGGGUUCCGCCAAUCCAGACGCUAGUCAGGCUGCUGCUGCCGUCGGUGCUGGUCAAGUUCCCGCUAUCGGCGCUGGUCAAGCUCUCGCUACUGGUACUGUUCAGAGUCAUGUCAACACAGGCACUGCUGCUGGUCAGGGUCCCGCUGCUCCUGUACUUCAAGGUGUCCCUGGUUCUGCCGUUCUCGGAGUUCGCGCUCGAGAUACCCGUCCUCCUACUGGCUACACACAACCUACCCUCACCCCCAGACGCACUUGUGAGCAGUGCAAGCGCAACAGAAAGCACUGUGACCUCGCCUUCCCUGAAUGCGGCCAGUGUGUCGCUCAUGACUAUGACUGCUACUACCUCCGUGGCUAAGACCUGUUCGACAAAGACCCUCGGGUACCGCUAUGGUCAAAAAGAAAACAACAAAAUAGGCAAACAGGCCCCAGGGGGAGGAAAUUACUCUGCCUUUUCAUGGGCAUGCUCUACCUCGAAAUCGCUCUCCAGCGCUG